UUAUGUUCAAAUAAGUUUACGAAAUGGGUAAUUUAACAAGUUUCAUGGGAAAAGGUAUGCCUUCAACACUGAUGGUGGAUAUCGUGACAGGAGCACUCUACAAUCCAUUUGUAGAGAAAGAUAUCAAAAAAUUCGAAGACUUCCACACUGCCAUUCUUGAUAUCUUCAACAACUUCAACUCGGCAGUGCCUGGAAAACACUACGAUGUACCAUCACACAAGGAAGUUGAGGAUUUUUUCAAAAAAUGGAAAGCAGCAACAGAGCCAGAGAAAAAGAAAGUAUUUACUGACUUCAUGAAGGAGAGUGUGAAGCCUAGCAAGCUAGAUGAUUCUACCAUGAUUACUGGAAUAGUAACACCCGCAGCAGUCAUGGCAGCCAAAAAAGCCAGCGAGAAUGUGCCUCAGUUGAAGAUAAUUAAGGUUAUACCUGAUGUCAUUUUUGUGCCGUCAGCAACAGUGUUGGCCCUCAUCUUCACUAAGGUUACGAAAGGAAUGUUCCUGGGAAAUAUAGCAUCUGCAUCAGGCUGAUAUAAAAUAUAGCAUAAAGUUGUGCACAUUGUAUGUAAUUACCAUUUGUGCGUGUGGGAAUUGUUACUAUAUCAGCAGAUUGGAAUGUGUACUAUACUGAACUUUUCCUUUUCUCUAAAACAAGCAGGCAUUGGCUAUUGAAAGGGAUUUACAAUUAUUAACAAGGUAAGAGGUAGAAUCUAUAAUUCCAUGCAAUCAAAGAGCACACAGUCUAGAA
This is a messenger RNA of Tripterygium wilfordii, 744 nucleotides long. RefSeq lists its product as uncharacterized. The record is from RefSeq and is a predicted model, not a curated record. The transcript is spliced from 4 exons. Lineage: Eukaryota; Viridiplantae; Streptophyta; Magnoliopsida; Celastrales; Celastraceae. The coding region runs from base 24 to 527 and encodes 167 amino acids.